AUGGGGGAGGGGGAGGGCUUUAAGCAGUUCCCAGCUUCACCCCGGCUCUCUUACAGCUUUAUCUGGGACAAGACAGAUGCGUACAGCCAGAGAGUCUAUGGACUCGCAGAGGCUGUAGUAUCCGUGGGCUUUGAGUAUGAAUCAUGCCUGAAUGUGAUCCUAUGGGAGAAGCGGACAGCCACGCUGCAAGGAUAUGAGCUGGAGGCCUCCAGCAUGGGCGGAUGGACCCUGGAUAAGCAUCACAUCUUGGAUGUGCCAAACGGGAUCCUGUAUAAGGGAAAUGGUGAGAACGUCUUCCUCUCCCAGCUUCCUCCCAUCAUCAGCACCAUAAUGGGUAAUGGCAGACGCAGAAGCAUCUCCUGUCCGAGCUGUAAUGGGCAGGCGGAGGGAAAUAAACUGCUGGCUCCUGUUGCUCUCGCAUGGGGCAUCGACGGGAGCCUGUUUGUUGGCGACUUCAAUUACAUCAGACGCAUCUAUCCAUCAGGCAAUGUCACUAGUGUCAUGGAGCUCAGAAAUAAGGAUUUCAGGCACAGUAACAAUCCCGCUCACCGCUACUACCUGACCACGGAUCCCAUCACGGGGCGGCUCUACGUGUCCGACACCAACUCCAGGCGCAUCUACAGCCCACAGGCACUCAUGGCCAGCUCUGAGUCCCAGCAGAACGUGGAGGUUGUGGUGGGAACCGGAGAUCACUGUCUGCCUUUUGAUGAAACUCAGUGUGGAGACGGAGGACCAGCCACUGAGGCUCUCCUUACAGGACCCAAAGGGAUCGCCGUUGACAAGAACGGACUGAUCUACUUUGUGGAUGGGACCGUGAUCCGGAAGGUGGAUCAGAACGGCAUCAUCUCCACCCUGCUGGGGUCCAAUGACCUUGCCUCUGCUCGACCCCUGAGCUGCGACUCGGUUAUGGACAUCCAUCAGGUGUCUUUAGAAUGGCCGACAGAUCUGGCUGUUAGUCCGAUGGAUAACUCAUUGUUUGUGCUGGAUGGCAGUGUGGUUUUGCGGAUCACUGAGGAGGGGCAGGUCAGCGUGGCAGCGGGCAGACCCCUUCACUGCCCCAUGCCUUCUACAGACAUCCUGGUGACAGAAACACAGCGAGCCACGCAUACCCAUCUGGAAUCCCCAAGUGCCAUCGCCAUCUCCUUCAGUGGAGAGCUGUAUAUCGCGGAGACAGACGAGAGGAAGAUGAGCCGCAUACGCAGCGUGGCAGCAGAUGGCGAGAUCACUCACCUGGCGGGGGCGCCUUCAGACUGCGACUGCAAGACCGACGUCAACUGUGAUUGUUACCUUACAGGAGACGGCUUCGCUAAAGAUGCCCGGCUGAACGGGCCGUCCUCUCUUGUGGCAGCUCCGGAUGGAACCCUGUAUGUAGCCGACCUGGGAAACAUUCGCAUUCGAGUGAUUGGAAAAAACAAGCCUGCACUUAACAGCAUGGGCUUGUAUGAAGUGGCAUCUUCUGGGGAGCAGGAAGUGUACAUGUUUGACAGUAAUGGCACGCACCAGCACACGGCCAACCUGAUCACUGGAGACUUCAAAUAUAACUUCAGCUAUAGCAAUGAGGGAGAUCUGACCUCGGUGGCUGACAGUCAUGGGAACACGCUACGGAUUCGCCGGGAUGCCAGCCGCCUUCCUGUCCGCAUCGUUGCACCUGACAACCAGGUUAUUUGGCUAACUGUAGGCUCGAGUGGUGGGUUUGAAGACCCUUGGCACACAGGGGCGUGA
Messenger RNA from Carassius auratus (goldfish), 1722 nucleotides. RefSeq names its product teneurin-3-like. Gene Ontology annotation, cellular component: neuron projection. Lineage: Eukaryota; Metazoa; Chordata; Actinopteri; Cypriniformes; Cyprinidae. Gene Ontology annotation, biological process: neuron development; heterophilic cell-cell adhesion. The record is from RefSeq and is a predicted model, not a curated record. Bases 1 to 1722 code for a protein of 573 amino acids. The transcript has 8 exons. Gene Ontology annotation, molecular function: cell adhesion molecule binding; protein heterodimerization activity; protein homodimerization activity.